Messenger RNA from Diabrotica virgifera virgifera (western corn rootworm), 2070 nucleotides. RefSeq lists its product as uncharacterized. The transcript is spliced from 2 exons. Bases 1 to 2070 code for a protein of 689 amino acids. Lineage: Eukaryota; Metazoa; Arthropoda; Insecta; Coleoptera; Chrysomelidae. The record is from RefSeq and is a predicted model, not a curated record.
AUGUCUGAUAAAUUAACAAAAGCCAAUUUAAAGCGAACUACUGCUUUUAAACGAUUACAAGAAACUUACGAGUGUGGUCUUAAAGUUUCGAAUGAUGAGUCUUUAAAGCCUGAAUUUCUUGCUGGAGCCAAUGCUAUUGAUGGCACUUAUAAUGAAUUUCAAAGUAAUCAUAACACUGUUAUUUCAUUAAUCAAUGAUGAUGAAUUUUCUUCCUAUGAUGAGAUGAGAUUAAAUGCUGAUAAAGCCUUUUAUGGAGUUUUAUCACUAAAACAUGAUUUUUUGUUGAAUGACUCAUCUUCUCAAGCGGCAAACAUGUCUACUGUAGAUAAUUCUAAUUCUUCUAACCGUAGAAGUGUCGUAAACCUUCCAAAGCUUUCCUUGAUGCGUUUCGAAGGUUCUUAUAAAGAUUUUCCUACUUAUUUUGAUGUCUUUAACAGUCUAAUCCACAAUAAUCCUGACAUAUCUAAUGUUGAAAAGUUUCAGUAUCUGCUUACUUCUUUGGGUAAUGAACCCCUAGCUUUAAUCAAAGGCAUUCCUCUUACUGAGGGCAAUUAUACUGUAGCAUACGAAAAGCUGGAAAAAAGAUAUAAAAAUACACGUAUCUUAGCUAGCCACUAUUAUAAUGAAAUUUUUAAUGCUCCCUCAAUUUCAAAGGCAAAUUCUUUUGAACUAAGAAAAUUAUUAAGUGUCUUUUCAGAAAAUGUUGCUGCUCUCAGGGUAAUGAAGUUGCCUGUAGAUCAUUGGGAUUUUUUGCUAUUUAACAUGCUUCUUAAUAAAUUAGAUUCAAAAACCAGAACCAAUUUUGAACUGGAACAUAGCCUUAGCCAGGAAUUGCCAACUUAUAGGCAAUUAAUGUCGUUUUUAGAUAGACAAUGCAUCGCACUGGAGUCUGUUCAGUAUAUUGCUUCGUCAUCUCACAAUCCAAAGGUGAACAAUAAAAAACACGUAUCUAGUUUUCUGGUGGAAUCCAGCCCUAAUUCAGUUGAGCAGUCUAAGUGCAUCUUAUGUUCUUCGCCUCAUGCCUUAUAUAAGUGCGGAAUAUUUCUUUCUAAAUCCCCUCAAGAGAGGUUUUCUAUUGCUAAACAACACAAACUUUGCGUUAAUUGUUUAGUUUCGCCACACUCUAUGAGGAAUUGUGUGUCAUCUCAUAAAUGUCGUGUUUGCAAAUUCCCCCAUCAUACAACAUUGCACUUUGAUAAAAAAUCAAACGAUACAGCUUCUGAUCAGAAUUCAAACGUUCAGGUUACUUCUUCCAACCCCUCUGUUGGUCCGUCAGUGGGUUGCAACCCGUCUACUAGUUCUUCGAUUACCAAUACCCUUGUAAAUACUUACAUCAAUUCUGACUGUAUUACAAGCACCUUAUCACUUCCUCAAUCAACUAUUUUAUUGUCAACCUGUGAAGCGGAAGUAAAGGAUAUUCGAGGUAACUUUACCACAAUACGAAUUAUUCUUGAUACAGGUUCUAUGGCGAAUUUUAUUUCUGAAUCUUGUGUUCAACGUCUUGGCCUUUCAAAAGGAAAUUUUUCGAUUCCUGUUGAAGGUCUCAAUGGAAUAUCAUUGGCUGCAAACAGUGGUAUAGUGCAGUGCACAAUGAAACCGUGUGGACAAAUCGAUCCAACAUUUUCAUUUGAAGCCAUUGUUCCUCCUAAAGUAUGUUCAAAUCAGCCAAAAUUCCUAAUUAAUCCUUCUGAGUUGACACAUCUUCAAACUUUAAAAUUGGCAGAUCCUAAGUUCCACAUACCUGGUCCUAUAGACAUGUUAGACAUGAUAAAUGAUGACUUCGCUGUUAAUUUUCAAGAGACUUCGCCUAUCACCAAUACAUCUCUGCCAUCUCCUAUAGAAAACGACAAUGUCAAUAACUCUUUUCCUAGUGAUAUAGAGGAUUGGCCAAAACAGUUUAAUCUGGAAUUUCGACAAUAUCUUGUAAAUAUAAAGAAUCGACCGAAUCAAUAUAUUGAUAAAAUUAGUAAAUGUGUUAAUACACAACUGGAUAAUAAUAAAACCAGAUAUUUCCAAAGUGCAAGUUUUUAUAAAAUGAAAGCUAAUGGGGAAAAAGUUCUUCGCGAGUGA